AUGUGCAGGGGGCAGAGGGUCCUUCUUGCCUUCUUCCUGACUUCAAAAGUGUUAGUGGCUCAGAUGGUUCUACAGCAGCCUCGGGACGUUGUGUUUGUUGAUGUGGGAGGAACAGUGAGGCUCCCCUGUGUGUCCAAUCAGUCACUAGAAUCUGGAACUGGAGUUUCCUGGUACAGAAGGACAUGGAGAGUGGGAGAGGCGCCUGAGAGAGUGGUGUCUUGCUUAAAUCAGUCUGAGAGACAUAAGUGCAAACUCACAUCUGAUAAACAAAGAACGGAUCUGGAGAUACACAAUGUGCAGCGGAACGAUUCAGGGGUGUAUUACUGUGCAGCCGAGUAUGGAAACAUGAUCUUUGCUAAUGGAACAACUCUUAUUGUGGGAGACAGUUCCACAUCCAGGAGUUCAGUCCACCUGUUGGGCCCUUCCCGUGUCACUUUCUCCAAUAAAUCUGUCCAGUUGGCCUGUGUGGUACAAGGGGCUCAGUACAUGGUCCAUGUGGCUUGGAACAUCUCUGGGACUCAUCAUACUGGGAAGAUGGUUGCUAAAGAAGAACAUGGCGGGACAUGGACCUUCAUUAAUUAUAUUACUGUACCGAGAGGCCUGUGGCUCAAGGAGGACAAUGUAGCCUGUCAAAUCUGGUUCAGUCCGUCUAUCACAAUUCUCAGAAAUAUUGGACAAAAAGUGCUAAUGUAUCCCUGA
Molecule: messenger RNA, 699 nt
Organism: Xenopus tropicalis (tropical clawed frog)
Lineage: Eukaryota; Metazoa; Chordata; Amphibia; Anura; Pipidae
Exons: 4
Coding region: 1-699 (232 amino acids)
Cellular component (GO): plasma membrane
Source: RefSeq, a predicted model, not a curated record